Messenger RNA from Solenopsis invicta (red fire ant), 2446 nucleotides. RefSeq lists its product as uncharacterized. The transcript is spliced from 5 exons. The coding region runs from base 1520 to 2221 and encodes 233 amino acids. The record is from RefSeq and is a predicted model, not a curated record. NCBI's taxonomy places the organism in Eukaryota, Metazoa, Arthropoda, Insecta, Hymenoptera, Formicidae.
UUAGUAAAUUUGAAAUAUUUAUCAAUAUAUUAAUAAAAUAUUGCAGCAGACUGACAUCACGCAACUAUCUUCACCUCAAGCUCAUGUUCUACUGUGUACGUGUAUUAAGAACAAAAGUUGAAUCAUAAACAAAAAGAUAUAAUUCUCUAGAUUUCUAGCAGAUAUCUUGUGUCAUAAAUAGCUUAAAAAUAUCUUCCAAGAUGUUUCAGACAACUUUUAGUCAUCUUCUAGAAAUAUGUUGAAAGUUGUAAGCAUUUCUAAUAAUCCACAAAAUCUCGAGGUUCUCUGGGAAACUUGAAGAAAAUAUCUCAUGCCCUUACCUCUAUCUGACUCCAUUAAAAGACCUUUAUCUUUAUUUAUUUCUUUUUUGCUAACGUGGUCGCCAUGACGAUUGGACGCUCAUCAUUUCCAUCCGUGGCGAGUAUAAAAAUACAAUAUUCGCAUGUCGAACGCGACAUUCUCCGGCGUUUGCAUAUAAUGCUCCUGGAUGACGCAAAUACAGCCGAGAUAUACCUUGAUUAACAUCAUAUUCGUCCGCUUCGACGAUGCCUGGCGAUUGUUCAACCGAUUUGGUACGAAUGUUUACGACCGCCAUACUUUCAAUGCGAAUACGCGCAAUGUAUCGUUACAAUUAUUUAUUCAUCGUUAUUAUAAUCUUGCAAACUCGUCUGAACUCGUCUUGACUCGCAGGAAUCGAUCGCUUCUUCUGGCUUAAGAAAAAGAGCUUUUUCUCUCUCGCAUUAACCUUAUCAAUCAGCCGCGCCAGACGCGCCUCACGUUCAAACGCUUAUCCCCACCUUCGUGUAAAUCCAGAAAGUUUAACCGUCGAACCCAAAAUUACUACAAUUUCUUACAUCUCGAGUCGCCUCGCCAUUGGUCGAUUUGAAAACACUGACGCGACACGAAAUCCACUAAACCGAGACAGAUUAAUGUUGGCGACAUUGACUCCAUUUCAAUUUAAAUUAAAUGUUCUUAAUUUGACAGAAAAUUAUAAUUCUAAGAAUUAGAAAAAAUCGAAAGAGAUUUAAUUAAAUCGAGAUUAGAGUUAAUCUGCAUUAUUAGAAACGAACGCGACAGAGCAAAUCGAAUGUUGAAAAGUCGUUUUUAAAAAGUCUCACGGAAUCAAUUGCGCCGCCAUUGGUCGAUUUCGAAAAGAUUUGUUCGACUCGCCGCCGGUCGAAGACUGUCGAUAUAUCGUCGCACGUUCGAUAAACUCUGUUGCUCAGAAAAAAAAACGCGAUCAACGAAUAAAACAUCCUUUCCCUUGUUUGAGAUCUAAUAAAAUCUUCUCCGAGCACACGAUCGGCUGUACAACGUCUCAUGUGGAACAAAUGAAAUAAAAAACGUUCGGCGCCGAGUUUUAAUUUCGCGUAAGAACGAGCGAUUAUAAACACGAUUUCACGAUCGUCUGGAACGCGUGGCCGGGCGUUCGAAAUAAUUUCCUAAUUUUAAUUAGGAAUUAUGUUAGGAUAUUAACAUCGUGAACGUGUUAGCUACCGUCAUUAGCGAGAACGAAGAGAUGGAAAAAUCCGAAAGCAGCCAGAUGAAUCUCGAGGAGACCGAAAGUCCGCAGAGAUCAGAGAUUAAUUCUCACAUCAAACAGUUUGAAACGUUGAAAAAAUCAGUGGAGAAGUCCAACAAAGAGAUACAGCACUGGAAGAAUCAGAAAUCCAAAUUGCUCGAGAGCAAUAACAACAUCGAAGCAAAUUUCGACAUGUUGUCGCGGCAGGUGUUGGAUAUGGAGGAGAAGUUAUCGGAGAAUAUGAGAAUCCACAUCGCGAAGAAGCAAGAAGUGAAGGAUUUGCAAAACAUGAGAGCGAACACGUCGAACAAACAGUGGAAGGACUGUUUGUCGGGAAUAGGAAAAUACGCGGAAGAUUUUUGUCAAUGGAUUACAAAUUACUCUAGACACGUUUUGAUGAAGGAUAUCGAGAGUCAUCAGAAAGAGUGCAGAAAAGUUGGCAACGAACUUGCGAUUCUAAAGCAACAGUUGGAUGAUCUGACAAGGGACUGCGACGUGGAUUACGUUGAAGCUAACGUGGACGAUAAUGAUUUGUCGAACCUUAAUAAUAUAAUAUCCGAUGCCAGAUCGGGCAACAGCAAUCUAAUGAGAAACAUCAAAUUGGAGGAGGACACGUUGAACAAGAUAGAGGACAAGAUAAAGCGAAGCAAAGUCGCACUUGACGAAUUUAAGGCGAAAGAGAAAACCAAUUUGCAGUAACAUAUUCAAGAUUUGUUUCUCCUUUGGAAUUGAAACGUUUUACGCAUUUUAAAAAAGUACAAAUUAAAUGUAGUUGCUAUAUAAAAUUAACUACUUAAUUCACGACAAGUGAUAACUUAAUUAAUUUACAAUACUAAUUUGUAGAAUACACAUUGAGCGAUUUUAAUUUAAAUUAAUAUGUUAACUCUGGUAUAUAUAUUAAAUAUAUAUAAAGUACAUUACAAA